Oikopleura dioica is the source of this 906-nucleotide messenger RNA. NCBI's taxonomy places the organism in Eukaryota, Metazoa, Chordata, Appendicularia, Copelata, Oikopleuridae. The record is from the annotation of a GenBank genome assembly.
AUGAAGCUCCUCAAGUUUUUCUUCGCCGGUUUGGCCGCUGGAAUGAACAUUGCCCAGCACUACCUCGCCGACAAAUUCGCCGACGAUCACAACGACAAGUUGAUGAUCCUCAUGAAUCCUGCAUUCAAAGAUGCCAGCUUUGAUCAGUCGGAACAGAUGAAGAUGAUGCUUCCACUGCUUUUGAUGGAUGCCAAGACAAACGAAAACUCAAAGCUGCUUAUGAUGCUCAUCAUGCAGGAUCCCCAGUGGCUCGAGAACAACGACAACCACAUGCUCUUCACUUAUUUGAUGAACGCUGAGGAUGACACUCUUGAUUUCAAGACCAUGUUCCUCAUGACAAAUAUGUUCCGCAAAGAUUGCAACAAUAUGGGCGCACAACGAAUGAACAGCAUGAUUCCCCUUUUGCUCGGAAAGGCUGAAAAUGGCAACAGUGGUAACGCUAGCGACCAGCAUGAUAUGCAAAGCAUUCUUACUAUGAUGAUGUUUAUGUCCUCUGGCGAAGCUGGUCUCGAUACUUCCGCGAUGCUCCCACUUCUCAUGGAAGAAAUGGUCUUCGAAGAAGGUGAUUUUGAUCACGACAAGAAACUGCUCUUCUGGGUUAUGAUGUCGAUGAUGUCCGGCGGCAGCCACGACCAGCAAGGAUUCAACAACAACUUUAACAUGAUGCUCCCUCUUAUCAUGCGAGAUUGCAACGAUGCCGCCUGCGAAAAGCAAAAACUUGACAUCAUGACAGUAAUGAUUGCCAUGCAAUCUAAUGCUCCCAACACCGCUUUCGGACCCGAUAUGAUGAUUCCCUUGAUGCUUAUGGGCAACACCGACAACAACCAGGAGCUCAUGUUCUUCAUGAUGACCCAAUUGAACAACAAGGCCUGCGAUGCUCCUGUCUACUACGGAGUCCACCACUAA